AUGGAUGUGGUUAAUGCUGCCCACAUUGAGUGGGCCCGCUUUUUUGGUCUGUUACAACUAGACCCGCUUAGAAGUGACCCCGGAGGAUCAAUGGAGGGUCGAUCAUGCCGAGUCGCCGGCGGUGCUGUAGGGAGGACGCGUCAUUUGCGAGACACAGAGGUCGACCAACUUGCUUUCCCUCUAGGCACCAGCCUUGGCACCCUAAACUCUCGGAACGUAACACAACGAUCACCAGAUCAGACGUCCUCCUAUGUUUGCUCGCUCGUAAUGUUCCCAACACCAACGCUGAUAAUUCGGGACGAUGGCGAUGAUGAUCCUCCGAGAACAGACUGCACGAGUGCGGUGCCGGGACCGAAUGGAGCGGUUCCUUGGGACGCCUGCAAUUCAAAUUACAACUUCCAUCCCGAAUUGACACCUGCGAUUGCAACAGCUUCGAUAUUUGGUGUUCUGACUUUAGUUCAUCUUAUCGAAGCGAUAUGGUACCGAAAGCCUUUCACAUGGACAGUUCUUAUGGCGGCAAGCUGGGAAAUGGGCGCAUUCAUUCUUCACGCAUAUGGCUCGCAAGAUCAACAAGCCCAGGGGUACGCCACAGGCCAUCAGGUGUUAUUCCUGUUGGCUCCUGUAUGGCUCAACGCCUUUGUUUACAUGACAUUUGCGCGAAUGGUUUACUUCUUCCGACCAGGCGGGGAGCCUCGAGUUUGCUACAUUCCAGCAAGAUGGCUCGGACGCAUCUUCGUCGUUGCCGACAUCGCCACAUUCAUCGUGCAGGCCACGGGAGGUGUCAUGGCUGGCCCGACAGUAGAGCCUAAUACAAGGGCAAAGGGGGUCAAGAUCUACAUCAUCGGCAUGGGUGUUCAAGAGGGCUUCAUUGUGGUUUUCUUGAUGUUGAUGGCUCGCUUCCAUUAUCGUGCUCUACAAAUGAACAGGGAAGAUAUGUACGGACUGGAAGGCGGGUCGUACGACCGCGAGGAUGAAGAAGGCUACAUGCCACGACGGAACUGGAAAGCCCUUCAGUUUGCACUUUAUGCAGCUUUGCUUGCAAUCACGGCCCGGAUCAUCUUCCGUCUCGUCGAGUUUACCGGAGGCAUGACUCCUGAAGAGAACCCAAUACCUUUCACAGAAGCAUACGCAUAUGCCCUAGACGCCUUCCCCAUGAUGUUGGCAUUGCUUAUUCUCGCCGUCAUACAUCCUGGUCGAGUCCUUCAGGGUACGAAUAGCGAGUUCCCCAGGAAAGGAUGCCGACAGAAGCGUAAGGAGAAGAAGGAGAAAAAGGCGGUAAGAAAGGCAGCUAAGGUGGAGCGCAAGGCAGCCAAGGAGGAGAAGAAUCGAAUCAAGAACGACCGGAAAAAGAUGAAGACAUAUGGAGAGGUACCUGAUGCAGAACCGGAUAGCUAUGGGAUGGGGCUGAUUGAUGGGCAGAACCACGAGCCCAUGCGAUAUGCAGACUACGCUAGGCUGUCUGCUGUCUUUUCGCCUUUUCCACGACACUUUUAUCCGCUGCUCGUCUAUACCACCCAAGGAACACAGCUCCUUACCACACCUGACUCACCCGAGUCUGCCAGCGAGACAAUUAAUCUACCCCAAGAACGUCGCUUUCAAGAACACACCGUAUUACCUUCGCUCUCUCUUACGACUUGGCACUCUCCUUACACCAUUGAAUGCAACGUAGGCUAUCCAUGUCGGCGUCAGAAGACCCAAGGAGGGGGCACCCCCGGUGGAUCUGCCAACGCUUUUGAGUUUUUUUUGCAUUCUCACGCAAUAGCUUUCGGAGACCUCCAGGUCGACGCUGAUGCACAGACUAUCAUGUCAAGAAGUCAGUCAGAGGUCAUCGAAGACUGGGUCAAGACACCGAUACCACCCAAGACCGCCGACAUGCCUUUCCUGAUACUCGACUCGGCGCUGCCAUUCGUGGCUAUCCUGUUGCUUCUUGGAGUCUUCUUGUUCCAACUUGUGUACCGAACUUUCACAGGAGGUCUUUCGAAAGUCCCCUCCGCUCACUGGACUUGCUCUUUCAGUCCCAUUUGGAUUCUUUGGCAGCGCUACCAUGGGAAGGAAUUGAAAGCUGUUCUCGCAGCUCAUAAAAGACUGGGCAAGAUUGUACGAGUCGCGCCGCAAGAGAUCAGCAUUAGCGACUAUGAGACUGGUGUUCGUCAAGUCUACAACGCCGGGUUCGAAAAACCGGGAUACUUCGAUUUCUUCCAAUACUAUGGUUCUGAUACCCCCAAGUUGUGGCAGUUUCACUUACUAACCUACUUGUGUUUUAGACAGCGGAACUCUUUUGCCAGCCGGAGCCGAGCAGACCAUGCCGCAUGCCGCCGACGGGUCUCCUCGUCUUACUCCAAGACGACACUCUUUGCCUCCGAGACGCUGAGCAAAGUAACUCACAGCAUCAUGUACCAACGUCUCAUCCCAGUCCUCCAACAUCACUCUGCACACGGACAACCGGUAGAGCUUCUGAGACUCUGUUAUGCCUCAGGGUUGGACAUGCUCAACUGUUACAUUUUGGGUCUUUCCAGCGGACCCGACUUUACUCGAAACCCUGAGUUGACAGAGAUGUGGCUGGAGCACUACGAGAACAGAUACAGUCCUCAGGGUUUCUGGCUUCAGGAACUCCCCAAACUCUAUCACGGGCUUCGUAAGAUCGGACUCGAUGUGAUGCCUCGUAAGCACUAUGAGUCGACCGAGUGGAUCGAGAACUGGAUGUUGGAGCAUUGCGACAAGUCUGAGGCAAUGUAUCGACGCAUGCAGAACGGCGAGCAGCCUCCUGCGGAAGACGUCCCAGUUGUGUACAAUCAACUACGAAAGGCUAUGUCUAACUUGAAAGACGGCAAAUUCCUCGAUAUGCAGGCGUCGGAAGAGUUGUCUAGAAUCUCUAUCGCCAGUGAAAUUUUUGAUCACAUGUCCGGCGCUCGCGAGGUUUUUGGCCUCGUUCUUGCCUACGCGGUUUACUAUCUUGCUCAGAAUCCAGCUCAGCAAGAAAUGUUGAAGCAUGCGGUUGCGGGACUCGGAAUGCACGUGAAUCAAGUCGGUCACAGUGACGCUAAUAGUCUGCCUUCGCCUCAAACAAUUGAGUCGAUCGCAUAUCUGCAGGCUGUCAUCAAGGAGUCUCUGCGCAUGAGACCCAACAGCACCCCGCUACCACGCAUCACACCUCACGAUAAAUCUGUGAGCAUCUCGGGAGUCGACGGUAUUCCAGCGGGCACUCGGGUCAACUGCUUCCAAUGGUUUUUGCACCGGAACCCUGAAAUGUGGACACAGCCAAACGCCUGGGUUCCUGAACGCUGGCUGGACCCGAAUGGAGCAGAAAGGACCGAUAUGCCUCCUCUCUGGGCCUUCGUCACCGGUCCGAGGGCUUGUAUAGGAACACAACUGACGUACUAUCGUAUCGAUGAUUCCCAGGAAGAUGCUAACUCGACCUCAGUGUUCGGAUACAUUUUGGCUGGUCUGUUCUCCAACUUCAGUGUCCAAAUCGCCCGCCCUGAGACCUACGGUCGCCACUCACCAGGAUCUCUAGAAGACGAACUCUUUGUCUUAAUGACACCGAUUGCUGCAUAA
Colletotrichum lupini is the source of this 3555-nucleotide messenger RNA. Its product is annotated as RTA1 domain-containing protein. The coding region runs from base 1 to 3555 and encodes 1184 amino acids. The transcript has 16 exons. The record is from RefSeq and is a predicted model, not a curated record. Gene Ontology annotation, cellular component: membrane. Gene Ontology annotation, molecular function: oxidoreductase activity, acting on paired donors, with incorporation or reduction of molecular oxygen; iron ion binding; monooxygenase activity. Lineage: Eukaryota; Fungi; Ascomycota; Sordariomycetes; Glomerellales; Glomerellaceae.